Spodoptera litura is the source of this 560-nucleotide messenger RNA. RefSeq lists its product as uncharacterized. NCBI's taxonomy places the organism in Eukaryota, Metazoa, Arthropoda, Insecta, Lepidoptera, Noctuidae. The record is from RefSeq and is a predicted model, not a curated record.
UUAGGUACAAGGAAACUAUUGAUUUGUUUAAAAUGUCGAAGAUUUGUCUAGUUGUCUUGCUUGUGUGUUUUGCUGCUGUGUUGGGAUCGCAACCGACAACAGCGACAGGCGUGCAACUGCCAGCAGUAUACCCACUAGUAAACAUACUGCUGCCUUUACUGAACAACGUGUACAAUCUACUACUCUCCCUCCUCUCAAUCUUCGACACCCUCCCAGCGAACAUAAGUUGCAUGAUUCCCGUUGACCUAAGUGCCUUAGAAACGUCAUUACUCAAGCUAUACUCCCAAGCCCUAGCAAUUGUUAAUUUCUUACGAUCACUACCUGAAUACGCCAUUGGAGCGAGUCCAAACACGCCUCCCGCAAAUAUUGUUAAUUUGCAAGGAUUGCUGACAACACUGAUUUCAUCUGUCACCGAUUUGACAGAUGACGUUUUGACAGGCAUCGGCGGCGCGUUGUUGCCAGGAUUAUUGCAGCUUGUUGUUAUGGUUGUACAAGCAUUGUUGAGUUUGUUAUUGUAAUUUUAUUUCGUUUUUUAGUUAUGUGAAUAAAGGAUUUUUUUG